AACACCGAGGGAGCGAGGCUGCUGACAACACCCCGAAGAUGAAUGAACAAGCUGUAUCCUUCGCCAAGGACUUCCUGGCUGGUGGUAUCGCUGGUGCCGUCACUGAAACAGCCGUAGCCCCCAUCGAGAGGGUCAAACUUCUCCUCCAGGUGCAACAUGCCAGCAAACAGAUCACAGCUGACAAGCAGUACAAGGGCAUCAUCGACUGUGUGGUCCGUAUCCCUAAAGAGCAGGGCUUCCUGUCUUUCUGGAGGGGGAACCUGGCCAACGUCAUCAGAUACUUCCCCACUCAGGCCCUCAACUUCGCUUUCAAGGACAAGUACAAGCAGAUUUUCCUGGACGGCGUAGACAAGCGCACACAGUUCUGGAGAUACUUUGCUGGCAACCUGGCAUCCGGCGGUGCAGCGGGAGCCACGUCGCUCUGUUUCGUCUACCCUCUUGACUUUGCCAGAACACGCCUUGCUGCCGACGUGGGCAAAGCAGGAAUGGAGCGUGAGUUCACUGGGCUGGGAGACUGCUUGGUGAAGAUCUUCAGGUCUGAUGGCCUCAAGGGUCUGUACCAGGGCUUCAACGUUUCAGUGCAAGGCAUUAUCAUCUACAGGGCUGCUUACUUUGGCAUCUACGACACAGCAAAGGGCAUGCUUCCAGAUCCCAAGAACACACACAUUGUCGUCAGCUGGAUGAUCGCACAGACUGUGUGUGCUGUCGCCGGUUAUAUAUCCUACCCCUUUGACACUGUCCGUCGUAGUAUGAUGAUGCAGUCUGGACGCAAAGGGGCUGAUAUCAUGUACUCCGGCAGCCUCGACUGCUGGAGGAAGCUCGCACAUGAUGAAGGAGUCAAGAUCUUCUUUAAAGGAGCGUGGUCCAACGUGCUCAGAGGCAUGGGGGGUGCCUUUGUGCUCGUCUUGUAUGAUGAGCUGAAGAAAGUGAUCUAAGUUUUGUCUGUUCGUGGUCCGUGUUGUGAAGUUUGACUCUAACGUGUCUUGCAGUGUGUCCAUGCAUCCUUAAAAAGUCUUAAAUUCAUGUUUUUAAAAAUCAAGGCCUUAAAAUAUUUUAAAUAUAUCUAAAAAAUGUAAGUUUGUCCCUAAUAUGUUAUUCAAAGGUCUUAAAAUUUUUGAGAAGGUGUACUCUGCAGACCUUAAGUGGGACGUUCUUGGUGUGAGGGAGAAGAGACAUUAUUGAUCAGCUUGACUUAUGUGGUAGGAGUUUGUUAGACGCAAUUGGUCGGACUGACUUGUGUGGGAGAAGUUUGUUAAAGACGUGAUUUGUCAGAUUGGCUUUUGAGGAGUUUAAGACGGGAUUGGUCAGAUUGACUUUUGUGGGAGGAGUUUGUUAAAGACAUGAUGGUCGGAUUGACUUUUGUGGGAGAAGUUAAAAUGUGAUUGGUCGGACUGGCUUUUGUUUAAGGAGUUUAAGACGUGAUUGGUCAGAUUGACUUAUGUGGUAGGAGUUUGUUAAGGACGUGAUUGGUCAGAUUGACUUAUGUGGUAGGAGUUUGUUAAGGACGUGAUGGUCGGAUUGACCUUUGUGGGAGAAGUUUGUUAAAGAGGUAAUUGGUCGGACUGACCUUUGUGGGAGAAGUUAAAGACGUGAUUGUUUGGAUUGACUUUUGUGGAAGGAGUUUGUUAAAGACGUGAUUGGUCGGAUUGGCUUUUGAGGAGUUUAAGACGUGAUUGGUCAGAUUGACUUUUGUGGGAGGAGUUUGUUAAAGACGUGAUUGGUUGGACUAAAUUUUGUGGGAGAAGUUUGUUAAAGACGUAAUUGGUCGUACUGACCCUUGUGGGAGAAGUUGACGUGAUUGUUCGGAUUGGCUAUUGUUAAAGGAAGAGGUGAUGGUCGGAUUGACUUUUGUGGGAGGAGUUUGUUAAAUACGGGAUUGGUCGGAGUUUGUUAAAGACGGGAUUGGUCGGAUUGGUUUGUGGGAGGAACUUGUUAAAGAUGGGAUUGGCCAAAUUACUUUUGUGGAAGAAGUUUGUUAAAGACGUGAAUGGUCAGAUUUACUUUUGUGGGAGGAGUUUGUUAAAGAAGUGUUUGGUUGGACUGACUUGGGUAGGGUUUGAAGAAGCCAUAGUGAUUAGGUUGGAUGAACACUGGGCAGCUGGGGUGACAUCUAACUCAGGUUAAACGGACAGAAAGCACUUAUAACUUUACAUUUAAACAUUGAUUUUAGUCAUAACUCGAAAUGAGGUUGCUAGCUGCAGGAAAUUUGAACACCGUACAUGCUGAUGGAUGGACGUGUAACAAUUCUGGGUUAAAACAACCCUAACCCACCUGGAUAAAGAUUGCUAUUUUUCAUGCAUGUCAACCCCUACUGAUGUUUACUGUAUAAUGAGUCUCAAAAAUCCGUAAUAAUCAUACUCACAUGGGGCAGGCGCACUGUCGGAAGCAGAGAUGACAGCAUCUGCAAUGCAAAGCAGUAGGAAAUGAGGAAGGGAGAACUUAUUUCUGGUGGAAACUGAAGCACAAAUAUGAAACAGAAGUUUUGAAAAAAUCCAUAAAAAUCUGUGAGGUUGCUCUAUUCGUCUGUGUACCGGCAAAAUGACGAAAAAUACGUGUAAAUUAUGGACAAUCUGUACAACUUGACAUGUACGAUUUUUGAAUAUGAAUAAUAUUAGUUAUAAUGUACGACAUGAAGUGCUAGCCGCACUAAAAUUGAAGUCAAUUAUGUUUACGUUUUUACAUGUUUUACUAUUACCAUUACUUCAACUUGACCCACAAGACAAGUCAAUCCAACCAAUCGCAGUUUUGACAAAUUCCACCCACAUUCAAGAACCUCUGUCGGUAUUCCACACUCCGCCAAUCAUGGUUAAGGCAAACCUUGUCCACACAAUCAAGAAACUCUGCAAUUUUUCACAAACUCCGCCCACACCGAAGACCUCCACCAAUCACAGGACAAACUCCGCCCAUACAGCCAAGGGAACCCCCCCCCCCCACAAUGUACUGAAGAGUCUCCUACUUGAAAUUUCUCAGGGCAUGAUUUUUUGAGUUCAUAUUUGUAUUUUCUUUUUCUCAUGGGACAUUUUUGCCAGGCAAAAGUUUUACACUGAGUCUGUCUCUCUGUCUAUCUCUCUUUCUGUACACAUUUUUCUCCACUGCUGUUUAAUCUUCUUCUCAGGGAUCAUUAAAGUCUUCAAAAUGA
Austrofundulus limnaeus is the source of this 3139-nucleotide messenger RNA. Its product is annotated as ADP/ATP translocase 3. Lineage: Eukaryota; Metazoa; Chordata; Actinopteri; Cyprinodontiformes; Rivulidae. Gene Ontology annotation, biological process: mitochondrial ADP transmembrane transport; mitochondrial ATP transmembrane transport; negative regulation of mitochondrial outer membrane permeabilization involved in apoptotic signaling pathway. Gene Ontology annotation, molecular function: ATP:ADP antiporter activity. The transcript is spliced from 4 exons. The coding region runs from base 39 to 935 and encodes 298 amino acids. The record is from RefSeq and is a predicted model, not a curated record. Gene Ontology annotation, cellular component: mitochondrial inner membrane.